AUGAAACGCUGCCAUUCCUUUGACUUUGGAAACCCUGUCAUUUCUUCCUCUUAUGAAAGGCUGUCAUUCCUUCCUCUUAUGAAACGCUGCCAUUCCUUCGACUUUGGAAACCCUGUCAUUUCUUCCUCUUAUGGAAGUCUGUCAUUUUUUCCUUUUAUGAAAGUCUGUCAUUCCUUCUUCUUUGAAAAGAUUCUCCUUCAGUGUUUUCCAUUUCUCCUUUCUUUCUUUCUUUCUUUCUUGUUAUUUCCAUCUCUCUUUUCUCUCUCUUUUUUUCCAAUUGCUUUUACAUAUUUUCUCAAGAUGUCUGAACUAUUAGCUCAUUUGUAUAAUAACCUUCUUCUUCCUUUUUACUUUCUUUCUUUCAUUCACUUUAUUUUUUUUUUUAUUUCAUGUCUUGCCUCUCUCUCCUUUUUAUCAUUUUCCUUUUGCUUUCCUAUGUUUUUCUUUUUUUUCUUUCUCUUUCUUUCUGGCGAUUACUUUUAUCUUUCUUCUUUUUCUAUCACUUUCUCUCUUGUAUUUUCUGUUUUAUUUACUCUCAUUUACUAUUUUUUUCUUUCUUUCUUUCAGAUUAAAUUUUUAUUUGCUCAUUAUUUAAUAUGCUAUCUCUCUUUUUUAUCAACUUUCCUUUUUUUUUGCCAUUUAUUCUUUUCCAUCAGCCAUCAUUCUUCUUUACCAUCAGCCAUCAUUCUUCUUUGUGUCACUCUCACUCUGCUUUUCUUUGUUUCUGUCUUUUUCUUUAUUUCAUCUGUGAUCUCUUUUCUUUUUUCUCAAAUUACUAUGCCUAUCAUUUAUUCUUUCUUUCUUUUUUUCUUUCUUUCUAUUUCUCUUUUUUGUUUCCUAUCAAACUAUCCUUUUCAUGCUUAA
Messenger RNA from Acanthosepion pharaonis, 864 nucleotides. Lineage: Eukaryota; Metazoa; Mollusca; Cephalopoda; Sepiida; Sepiidae. The record is from the annotation of a GenBank genome assembly.